UGGCAGGCCUUCUUCGAAGAUAGUUUGUCGCGAUCGACGUGCGUUUCUUUAUUUGUGUUUUAUGCAGCUCCUAAUGCAGCAACGCCGCUGAUAAGGGACAGAGAAGCAGAGGAACAACGUACUGGCUUACUAACAGGGAGUAAUAGCGGAUCUUCCACCACCUCAUACAAUCCUCUAGAGAUGUCAGACUGUAGUCCGAACUACAAACCAUUACCAUAAUUAUUGUGAUUAUGACAAUGCUUUAUAUACUAUGAAAUAGAGUACUAAAUUUGUUGUUCUGACUGUAGCAAAUGAAUAAUUAUAGCAACCAUGAUUGUAUUGAACUUCAGUGUCCAUUUGUGUAGUGUAGCAUUUCCUUGUGUGAUUGGAACAAUAACCCUUAAAGGUUUACAAAGGUAAGCAGCACGGCAAAAGUUUUAUCUGUCUGAUUGUCGAG
This is a messenger RNA of Geodia barretti, 436 nucleotides long. The record is from the annotation of a GenBank genome assembly. Lineage: Eukaryota; Metazoa; Porifera; Demospongiae; Tetractinellida; Geodiidae.